Amoebophrya sp. A25 is the source of this 873-nucleotide messenger RNA. The record is from the annotation of a GenBank genome assembly. Lineage: Eukaryota; Dinophyceae; Syndiniales; Amoebophryaceae.
AUUCGAUCAUCGAUUUUCGGCAUCCGAAAGCACCGGAGUACGAUAGUUGGCAAACUUAGGGUCAAUUUUCGGAGUUCCACCGCCUCGGGUGAUAGCAAUCGUAGUUCUGGGAGCAAAGGCAGUAAGGAACCAAUGUUCUCGGGAUCGAGUUGGGAUGAGCGCAAAGGUGAAAAGCGAAUGCUGCGAAACAGUGAGAACAACAUAAACACUGGUGUCAAUUAUCAAAAAAGCAGCAGAAUAACUACAACAACAACAACAACUUCAUCUAGUAAACAGAGAAAUCGCAACACGGUCUGUGAUUGCACAGUCCACGAUGAAAAUGGUAAUCGUGGUGGGUCCACUACUACAACAACUAGUAGUGGACUUGCAGCAUUGUCAGCUCCACGAGCAGAAAGGCGCAGAAAUACCAGGAGAAGUGUUAAUUUGAAGCUUACAAAGGCCGCAAGCUUCGGUGCCGUGGCCAAAUCGCGGCGAACGUUUUUCGGUUCUGUGCUUACUGGUGGAGGUGGUUAUCUGUCGGACGCAACUUACAACGGCCCGAAUGAAGAUGCUGCGGACCACGGCUCGCCUGCUAGCGGAGCACAUCAAAGUGGACAACAUCAGCAGAGCGGAAAUCAGCAAGGAGAAUCUGUGGAGAAGGAGAGCACAGCGGACAGUUUCCUAAAUCACGAGAGCUUCGAGACGCGUCCCUUCGACUGCGCGUUUUGGACGAAAGUGCAGACCGCAAGGGGCACGCGAACGCGGUACUGGAACUGGAAGAGUGUGGAUCAUUUGGACGAUCUCGAUUUUGCGGCCAAGGUGUUCGCCGAAUCUCCACUCUUGUAUUCCUCUCUAGUCCAGUUGCGGGAAGCGCGAGGCGAAGAGGGCGGAGAG